GGCACAUUCGCACUUGAGCCCUCGUCCGAGCCAGAAAUGCAGUCCCACUCGCUCCUGAUCGCAGCCGUUGCCACGUUGCUGGUGGUCCAGACGGCAGCCAAGUUCCAGCUGAAGAAUCACGAGGACGCCGAGAAAGCCUUCGAGGAUUGCCGCGAAGACAACUACGUGCCGGAUGACAUUUACGAGAAGUACCUGAACUUCGAGUUCCCCGCCCACCGACGCACCAGCUGCUUCGUCAAGUGCUUCCUGGAGAAGCUCGAUCUCUUCUCGGAGAAGAAGGGCUACGAUGAGAAGGCAAUGAUCGCCCAGUUCACGUCCAAGAGCAGCAAGGACUUGUCCACCGUGCAACAUGGUCUGGAGAAGUGCAUCGAUCACAACGAGGCCGAGUCCGACGUCUGCACCUGGGCCAACCGCGUCUUCUCCUGCUGGCUCCCCAUCAACCGCCACGUGGUGCGCAAGGUCUUUGCCUAAAUGAUAUGUGAUAUAGUCCUUCUCUUACUACUGUACAGCUCUGAGAAUACUAAAGAAAUAAAGAUUUUUACUUUCCAGAUUUGAUAAAAUUA
Messenger RNA from Drosophila eugracilis, 563 nucleotides. It is a transcript of the gene Obp83g, whose product is annotated as general odorant-binding protein 99a. The record is from RefSeq and is a predicted model, not a curated record. Gene Ontology annotation, biological process: sensory perception of smell. The coding region runs from base 37 to 471 and encodes 144 amino acids. The transcript is spliced from 2 exons. NCBI's taxonomy places the organism in Eukaryota, Metazoa, Arthropoda, Insecta, Diptera, Drosophilidae. Gene Ontology annotation, molecular function: odorant binding.